GCGGGACACAGCAGACCGGGUCUGACCGGCGACGAUGGCUGACGCAUAUUCGUACCCGGUGAUCGUCGAUAUUGGAGAAAACAAAGUACCGAGGCUGAAAAUCAAACUAGUAAAGUAUUUUCAGAGUAAGAAAUCCAACGGUGGCGACUGUGAAGUCGACUACGAGAAUGGCAGCGAGACCGCGGUGUUGCGUUUCCGGAAUCAGAAGGGUAAGUUCGGGUGUCCUCUAAGUCGAUUAUUCGAGUAUAACUUUGCUGUUUAAGAAGUUGACUAACUUUUUGGUGGGUUUUCAUUUUUUUUUUUAGACCAGCAAAAUGUUCUGGCGAAAGAGGUUCAUGAGAUCCGUUUGGAUAAAGGCGUGUUGAGGAUGACUGUUCGCCUACCUCCAGACCAAACAACAAAGCAAGUCAGUGGAUAAAAAUACACCAGUCCCCUUUACAUAUUAAGGGGGUUUCAGAUCUCAGACACAUAUAAUUUGGCUGACUGGGAACCGUUCCAAACCAGCUGAUUUUAAGGGCGUUGUGCCAUAAGAAACUUGUUACAUAAAAUGUCAUAAAAGUUAUUAAAAAGUGACAAGAAUGCACUUUUCUCCCCAUUUUCUGCAGGAAGUUCCACCAGAUCAGGUUAAAGACAAAGGUAAGCGCAAACCAAAACAAAUAUAUUCUGCUAUUUACAGGAAAAUGUGGAGAUAAGUUGGCAUUCAUUAACAAGCCACAAGUCACUGCUAGUGUGUCACCACACAGACCUAAAAGAGCACACUUUUUCUUGUAGUUUUGUGUACUGGAGACAGGGGCAGAUCCAGACUUUCAUGUCUGAGGUGGCCCGGGCAAUGAGGCACAGAUUUAUGCAGGGGUGGCAUGAAGUAUGUGAACUUCUGUCUACUUUUAGGGGUGGGCAACAUGACCUAAAAUCCUUUUUUUUCUCUGGAUAGUGUUGUAUUGUGGUAUUGCAGAAUUACAGGAAAUCAAACACAUAAACAUACGAUUGCUCAAUGACAUCACCUCUACCCCUUUAACAAGACUGUGCUGUGAAAUUCAAAUCAUGUUUGUAACUGAGGUAGGGAUGGCCAGGGUAUGUGUGCAUACCUGUCUGUCUUCACUAUCCGCUUCAAGAAUAGUAAUUUUAGUGUCACAGAUAUUAUAUCCCUGUCUAUAAAGUGACUAUUAUCAUUUAUUAAAGGUAAAUUUACAUUGAAUUUCAAGUGUAUUAAUGUAGGUUUUUGAAUUAAACUUCAGUGGAAUUGACAAUUAAAGCUCCUGUGAAAGCUCCUCCUUCAGUUUGUGUCAGCUUUGGUGCCCUCCAGUGGACAAAGCAGUCAUUGCUUAUCUUGUCUCCUACAUGCUGAAGUAGUGUCUCCAGACAGAAAAGAUUUCAAGUUGCCAAUUCAAGACAGUCAUACUUAUCAUUUUUGUGAUGAUUUAUUGUUGAAAAUGUAAAAAAAAGGGUUUUCUUUGACAGCUUCACUGACACCUACCCUCUUGCACCAGCCUCAGGCUCUAAAAUGGCUAGAAAAAAAUCCUUAACCUUGUUGCUGCUUAACCUGUUUUUCUGUGUCUGUGUAUCAUAAAAAGGCAGUGUUAUCAAUUUGAGUCUAUUUCACAAAAGACAAGAAAGUCAUCUCAGGAGCUUUAAGUGAAAUGUUUAGGAGAAUGAUGAGUAUCUGUAGCCAUGGUAGCACUACCCACCAUGUAUCUAGAAUAACUAUUUUUAAUAUGUUACAUUCAUAAUCUUGAAUCAAUACAGUUGUAUUUAAAUCAAUGUUCAGUGUCAAUAUCUUCAGGUUUUCAGUCAAUUAACAGUUAAAAAACAACUGUACGUUCUAGUUUCUUGCUUACUUCACUCAUAGUCCAAGCUGUAGCUCAAAGGAAUAUGAUAUUCUGCUCCACCUACAUGAAGGGUUGAGUAUGUUUUCUUGAUCACAUGUUCAGGCUAACAGCUUUUUUAAACCCUGGAGUUCCCCCAGAAAUACUUGUCAUAAGCACAAGUUACUUUCACUUUUCCAUUCUCCCAGCACAUUGGUUCAUUGCCCUCUUUUCUUUCCUCAUUUUGCUCUGUCUCUGCUUUUCCCAGCGCAGUAUCUGUAUCUAUCAUGUAAACACCAAUAACAUGAAACUAAGUUGUACCAGUUUAACAGUUUCAAGCUUGUUUUUAGUCACAGUGGUUAUAUCUGGAAUGGCAACUACAUCUGUGUUGCUCACACCUUGUCAUAAAAAGGGGCAAAAGGACAUGCAAUAGCCCUGUGUUCUGAUAAAUGUUGAUAGCUUAACACUAUUUUUGAGGGCAGAGUAUGAUUUUAUUAUCAGAUUAGUGCAGGUAUGCUCUAUAUCCAGUUCUGCGUGUGUUAUAUAAGACACGGGUGUGUAAGGAAUCUGACCAGACAGAGGAAGUACAAGUCAUUUUCUAUGAGUCUGUGGACAGUUCUUUGAAACUCUCUUUCAAAAUAAGGUUUUAUUCAGAGUUUGUUAUAAUUUAGUGUUAAAUCUUGUGUUCACCUGAUAUUAACAUGUGCCCUGAUACAUCAGACCACACCUUUGUGUAGCAGUUGACCAACGUAGGUUUUUCAAUGUUUUAUACUGAUGUUGAUAUUUGCAGAGCAGGGCUGCUGAGCUGGUCUCACUUUUUUCUGAAAUGUCUCUUCAGCCUCUUAACAUUCAUGUCUUAUCAACAACAGAUGCUGCUGAAAAUGAACAACCUGAGCCGGCAGCCAGAGUUCAGAUUGAGGUCAAAAGUGGAGAUGAUGAGGCCGAAGAAGAUGUGGAAGACGAGGUCUGCUCCACUGUGGCUGUUAUAGAGAAGUUACCAGAGUCUAUACAGCAGGAGUAUUUGGAGAUGCUGGUGGAAAAUGUUUUGAAGGACUCAGAGUUUCAAGUCAACUCGGAGAGUUACACUUUGGAGAUUAUUCCCAGCCUCUCCUGUGCUUUGGUGACCUUCCAGAGUGGAAAAGGUGCAGAUUUUCGAAAAUACUGACUGUCUCUUACUUUGUUUUGACGAAAGGACUCUGAAAGUUGUUUAUUCCUUUCAAAUCUGACUCAAUAAUUUACCGUUUCUCUCUCUUUCACAGUAAAUAAUGAUUUUGUGAUGAGAUGUCCUCAAAACAGAAACUUCAUAAAGAAGGGAUAUACAGCUCGGCCUCUUGAAGCCACAAAAAAAGUCUUGGUUGAUGACGUGAAAAAUAUCAGUGAAGAUUUCCUGCGUCUUCAUUUUGAGAAUCAAGGUGGAGAAGUUGAAAAUGUUGAGCUUAAAGAAGUGGAGCAGUCUGCCAUCAUUACAUUCAGUGAUCCGAAAGGUAAAGCAUCUAUGAUACUUGUUAAAUAUACCUAUGUGGAUAUUAAAUAAACAUUGUACUAGAUUUGAAUUAAAGCUGCCAUUUCUGUUUUUAACAUGUGAUUUCUUUAAUCAUAGUCAUUGAAAAAAUCUUAAAGAAAGAGCAUCACAUCGGACAGGAAGAGAUCAGAGUUUAUCCUUUCUACGAGUCACUAGGAAUAGCCCUCUAUGGCAAAGACUCGCCUUCACUCAAACUCCCUCCAGCUGUCACUGAACCCAUUGAUGAAGCUCUCUGGAGAUACCUGAGUGACCAUCAGCCAGCAGUAGAGACUAUUCAAAAGUGCUUAGCUGAACACUUUUGCAGUGUCAUUCUCCGCCGAUCGGCUGUAUUCUUGAGCCCUGUUCCUUCGCUGCUACAAGAAAAGGAUGCCAAAGACAAACUCACAAAGUGGAAGGAAACCGUGAAGUCAGCUUUAGCACAAGCUUUGUCACACUUCAAAUUUCUGAAACUUCGGCCAGAACCAACAAAAUGGGAAGAGUCCGAGGGGAAGAUCAGAGCGACACUGCGGGAGGAGGAUGUCACUGUGGUGUCUGAUAAAGCCAGUGGGGUCAUAUCAGUGGUUGGCCUUAUGACUGACAUCAACAGACUUGAGCAAACUCUUAGAGAAGUCAUCAACGUGAUUUUCAAAAGGGUACAGAGAGAGAGAUUUAGUGUAACCCAGAAGAUCAGAGUGGCCCCAUCGAUUUACCACAUCCUGUGUCAAGAUGGUCUUGAGGACAAACUGCUUUCUGUGUACCCAGAAUUGAAAAUGACAUUCAGAAAAGAGAGUGGAGAAUUAGUAGUAAGUGGCUUAAAUGAUGAGAUUUUAACAGCAAGCAAAGUCGUGUGUGAAGCAUCAGUUGCAUUAAAACGACAAAAUUUGCAAAUAGAUCAGCCUGUUCUUGACUUCUUAAAGCAGGAAGAACCUGAGAAACUUACGGACACCCUCCUCACAUCCAAAAAAAUAAACGCGGCAUUUGAGAUUACUGCAAACCAGGUUCAGCUGCUAGCCGUUACUGACAGAGGUUUAACUGAGGCUGAAGGUCAUCUGAAAAAGCUGCUGGUAUCUCUAAACAUAAAAGCCGAAGACAGUAAUGUCCUGAAGACGCCAGGUUGGAAGGACUUGGUGAGCAGAUUGGAGAAUGCCAACAACAAGCCACUGAGGACGGUUCGAGUACACACCACUGAUAAGGAAAUUAUAGUGUCUGGGUACAAAGACAGAGUGGAAAGAGUUGGGACAGAACUAAAAGACUUCUUGACGCAGUAUGCUGAAGUUGAAGAAACCGUUCCCAUCAAGCACAAUGCCAUAGUUGACUAUAUUGAAAAAGCUGAUCCAUCCUGGUUGGGCAAAGUGGGUGACAAAGUGAGGGUUCAAUACAAGAAGGGGGGCAUCUGUUUGAGUGGGUGUAGAAUCCAUGUCACUGAAUGCAAGACCUUGGUCAACAAGCAUGUGUCCUCUUUGGUCUAUGAGCUAUUCAAAGUCUCCAAAUCUGGAGCGAAGUCCUUCUUCCAGGACAAAGAAGCCAUGUAUAUGUCUGUCAUCUUCUCUCACACUGGCUGCCUGGCCCAGCUGGCUGAUGGGACAAGUGAUGAACAGGAUGACCUCAGUCAAUUUCCCACCCCUGUUUAUCUCCUGCAGACAGCUGAUGGAGUUGAAAUAGCUGUUUGCAAGGGAGACAUGUGCAGAUACCCAGUGGAUGCAGUAGUCAGUUCUUCUAACCAGAGUUUGAAGCUUGAUGGAGGUCUUUCUGCAGCUCUCCUGAAGGCUGCUGGUCCUCAGUUGCAGGUGGAAUGUGACAAACUGAUUCAAUCAAAUGGGCAGCUCAAACCAGGAGACAGUGUCAUCACAAACGCAGGGGGGCAGCUGUCCUGUAAAAAAAUCAUCCACGCAGUGGGACCCACAUUUGACUCAGCGAAUCCAUCGAAGGCUCGGGCACAGUUGAGAAAAGCCAUCAAAGGGAGUUUAGAGCUAGCAGAAAAGUACAGGUGCGUCUCUGUGGCUAUCCCUACCGUAAGUAGAAACCAAGGCUUUCCUCCCAACUUGUGUGCAGAAAUGAUUGUCACAGCAGUGAAGGAGUACUGUGAUGAAAAAUACGAUGGUAUUACCCUGAAGAGGAUCCACUUUGUCAACAAUGAUGAUCAUCCUGUUCAGCUGAUGGAGUCAGCUGCCAAACAGGUGUUUGGAAGCAAUGGUGUCAGUCAGUCUCAGCAAACAACCUCUACCAAACCACCCGUACCUGUGAAACCUGCUCAUUUCGAUUCGAAUCACCUUUUCCAAGUACAGACCAAAGAAGGUGUGGACAUAUCUGUUUUGAAAGGAAACAUUGAGAACUCCACGGUAAUUAUUAUUCACUAAUUGCAGAGAAUAUAUGAUUAGAUAUCCUUACAGAUUAAUCCAAUUCAUAAUGGUCCCAUGAGGCUUAAUUGUUUUCAUUCCAGCUGGGCAUUGGUACAACUUUUUUGUGUUCUCAUUUUCAGACGGACGUAAUCGUCAACACUGCGUCCAAAGAUCUUAAUCUAGCCACCGGGGCAGUUUCAAAUGCAAUCUUCCGUGCGGCUGGACAAAACCUUCAGCAGUUGGUUAGGGCAAAUAAUCAGAAUGCAAAUAUCGGUGAUGUCAUCGCUACAGAAGGCUGCAACCUAAAGUGCAAAGAAGUUUUUCAUGCAGUUGCACCUCACUGGAACAAUGGCCAAGGCUCAUCUGACAAGGUAAAGCCUUACAUGAUCUGAAAAUGUGUAAUUUAUAAACUGGGAUCGAUGCAGAGGCUUGUGCUCGGAUGCAGAAGCAGUGCAAACAUUGAGUACUUUACCUUCAAAGAUUCAAAACAUUUAUUCCUUGCCUUCCAGAUCUUGAAAGGGAUUUUCACUGAAUGCCUGGGAAAAGCAGAAAACAAUGGUCACACCUCCAUAUCCCUCUCAGCUAUUGGCACUGGAAACCUGGGCUUCUCAAAAGACCAUGUAGCCUCGUCGCUGUUGAAAGAAAUCUCAGAGUUCAGUAGCAAGAAAAAACCUAAGCAUCUGAAGAAAGUCGUGAUCAUCCUUUACCCAGGAGACAGUCAGACUAUUCAGGUAAGACAAGAAAUUAAACAGCAAAAGUCGCUUUGCGUUACAAUCAAGAUUCUAUGGUGUCACUUGUGAUUACUGGUGGGAAAGUUAGCUUUGGUUGAACACUGACAGUCCUGGAAUCUAGGGAUCAUUAAAUACUAUGUUGACAGUAGGAGUAAGUAAAGUAUGUGUUUCUUUUGCUUGUCUGUAAUAUUUGAGCGUUUUAUAUCAGAUAUUUCUGUAAAUCUGUCUGUAGGCUUUUACUGAUGAAUUCAAGAAGCAGUUCCCUAAUGCGACGGGUGGUGAUGGGUCAUCAAGUGCCGCACAAAGAGCAGGUGCACACAGUGGUCGAAGUUUAACAUCAUUAUGGUUUCAAAGAUUAAAAACCGUGCUUUAAAGUCUUUAUGUCAUUUGUCUCCAGGCCCUUUCUCCAAAGUUGUCUCGGGUUCAGGAAUACAUGAGACCAAAAUGGGAAAUGUGGCAGUACAAGUUGUUACAGGAGACAUAACCAAGGAGUCCAGUGAAGUCAUCGUCAACUCCAGUAACAAUGAUUUCUCUCUGAAGACAGGUAAAUAUCCAGAGGGUUUCUGAUGUCUUCAGCUCUAAUGUGUAAUGGAUAGUACCUGAUAUACUGUUGGAAUCCCACUUGAACUCCACUCUGUAAUUAUUUACUUAUUCAUAAUAAUUACUUCACUUCUGUAUAUUUUUUUUCACAGGGGUGUCAAAGGCUAUCCUGGAAGCAGCGGGUCUGACUGUUGAGACAGAAUGCAAGACUCUAAGUAAGGAGGCACCUACACCCAAGAGUUGAUUCUAAGCCAAAUAUACCAAUUCAAGCCAAAGUUCAGAUUUGUGUAAUUUCAAUACUCAUAUGCACACCCAAGGUCAAAGUUCAGAUCCACUGUCUUUACAUUUAGGUAACCAGCCCCACCAAGGCAUGAUAUUGACCCUGCCAGGUAACAUGAAGUGCAAAAAGAUCCUUCACAUCAUUGGACAAACCGACCCAGUUCAAAUCAACAUGGCUGUGAACAAUGCACUCCAGCUAUGCCAGCAAAACCAGUUUACUUCCAUCUCAUUUCCUGCAAUUGGCACAGGUGAGUUUUAAUAGUAAAGAGAGAACUGUGCACAUUUAUUGAGUAUAGCUUUGACUUUUGUCCUGGAAGCCACUGUAUGUGUUCACGAAUAAAAAUCUGAAAUCUGCCAAAAAGCAGACUUAUGGUUGUCAAUAUUUUAGUGGCUCUGAUAUUUUAGUAGGUACUACUGAAAUCUAGACCUGCUCUAGGCUAGUCACUGCCGUGGUGUCCAUUAAAAAAAAAAAAAAAAAACAUGUACAUGUCGGCUGUUAUCAGAAAUCCAGUUUUAAAUUGUAAAGUUGUCUGUUACGUUCACAAUAGGUAGAUGCUGUUUGAAAGACAUAAUUUCAACCUGAGAGAAAAAGAAAUAUGGUAAAUGUAAUUUACAAUGUAAUUUAUGCUCUACCUGUUUCAGGUCAAGGCAAUGUCCAACCAAAGCAGGUUGCCGAUGCAAUGUUGGAUGCAGUGAUUGAUGUCUUGAGCCAAAACACGUCCACCACCCUGAAGACAAUUCGGAUUGUUAUCUUUCAGCCGCCUAUGUUAAAAGACUUUUUUAGCAGUAUGCAAGAAAGAGAGGCAAGACCAGCUGCAACUGAACCUCCUAAAGACAAAGGAUGGUCCUUUAAAAGUUUCACGAGCAAACUUGCAUGUGAGUAUGAAGCAGAAUGUGUAACUCCACCAGCUUCCUUGUUCAAAAUCAGAGAGCCCAUUGCCAAUAAACAUGUUUUUUUUCUUGUAGCACUCAUUGGCGGUGGCACUAAUAAUCCACAGAAAGCAGGGGAUUUUGUUAUUGACCCUCUGCUAGUGGACCCUGCAUGCUUCCACAUCUGCAGUGACUCACAGGCCAAAGUAAACUCAGCCAAGAAGUGGAUCAACGACCUGAUUGACAAAGAGUACAUCACUGACGACAUUUUAGACACAGGCAUCCUAAAUCUGUCUGAUGCAGAUCGCCAACAGAUUGCUGACAUCCAGAAGACCAAGAAGGUGAGUAUAAGGAUCCAAAGCAAGAACAACCAAGCAUCGAUCACCAUAGAGGGGCUCAGCAGCAAUGUUUACAAAGCCAGUAAAAUGAUCAAUGAGAUGUUGAAGAAGACCAGAGAGGAGGAGGACCUAAAGAACAAGGUGGCACUGGCAGGAGAAGUAGCAGACUGGCAGUACCAGCAGGCAGGGCUUCAGUUCCAGAGUUUAGACCUGAUGAGCAACUUCAAACUGGAGCAAGCGUUGAAAAAGAAUCAACCAAGUGUAAAAGUGACGGUUCAGGGUCAGGAUUACACCGUCACAAUGCCAAGUGGACCUGCAACUGACAGCAAGGGACAAACCCUCCAGAUAAAACGGAUCGACAAACUUAAAGGUAUAUCAUCUCGCAUGUGUGCUCUGAUAACUGUGUUAGCUUUCAUAACCCUGUCUCAGAGUGCUGCUUGAAAUCAAUGAUAAUAUGAAAUGGUACUUUUUUUUUUUUUACUUUGAGGAAAAUUUAAAGUGGGUCAAAAACCCAAGUUUGUGUCAAGUAAGCUGGAGAAAUGUAAGCGUAAUCUUUGAACUGCUUGUGUUGGUACACAUUAUAAGAUAGCUGCAGACAAAUAUACUUAAACAAAAUAAAAUAUUGUUUAUCAUUGUGAUAAAUAUUUGAUACUUGAUAAUUUAUGUCUUUUAUCUAGCUGAAGACAUUCCUGAUUUCUGGGACUCCAUGCCAGCCGACAAAUCCUGUCUAGCGGUCACCCUCCAGCCGGGGACUCAAGAGCACAAUGAAAUCCUGACUUUGUUUCAAGCUUCAUGCAAACUCGCUGUCAUAAAGGUAAUGGACAGUAUCUUCUCCAGGUUUUUUUUUCUUUCUGAGGCAGGCUCUCGAACCUGCUCUUAAACUGCUGAACUCUCAAACUGAUGAGUAUCGUGUCCUCUUACUGUGGAAGCUUGAGUCAUUUUUCACCAGAAAACACCCCUCAGAAACCAAUGUCAGGACUAAAGAAAGGAGAAGAGAGAAGUGAAUGUGAUCCAUUUAAACCAAAGGAAAACUCAUAAAGCCAUGUUUCUGAUGCUCUCUGUGAAGACGAUAAUAUAUUUACUAUUUGUUCUUUAUUUUUUAAGAUUUUUAAGAUCUUUUCCCAUUUGAUGGUACUUAAAUUUUUUCUUAAAUAUUCAUUAACACUCAAGGCAGCAGGGCAAUCACUGGCUUCAGUGAAAUGAGAUCUUUUUGUUGCCAUACAACUAUUGUUAUUUACCAUCCAACCAUCCAGGUUUAAAGUGCUUUUUUUCUCUCCUUAGAUUCAGAGGAUCCAGAAUCCAGUGUUGUGGAAGAGUCUCCAGAUAAAGAAGCAUGACAUGGAGCAGAGGAACAAACACCAGAAUAAUGGGAAACGUCUCUUUCACGGCACCAGCGAAGACACUGUGGACCACAUCAAUGAGCACGGUUUUAACAGGAGUUAUGCUGGAAAGAACGGUGAGAAGAUGUUAAAUCUGACACUUUAUCAAUUUUUACUAUAAUCCCAAAGACAUUAAAAAGAUCCAAAUCCCAUUUUUUCCUGAAAAAAUGAAGGUUCAAAGUUCUCUCAGAGAUUAUCUGAAUAUCUUUCUGCUUCUCUUCAUUUUCUCCAGCUGCCUGUUAUGGAAACGGCACAUACUUCGCUGUCAAUGCCAAUUACUCUGCCAGCAACACCUACUCUAAGCCAAACCAGAAAAUGGAGAAGUUCAUGUACCUCUGCCGAGUGCUGACUGGGGAAUACACCCUUGGCCAGCAAAACAUGGUUGCACCACCUCUUAAGAGUGGUUCUUCGGUUGAGAAGUAUGACAGUGUGGUGGACAAUGUGACCAAACCCAACAUGUUUGUUGUCUUCCAUGAUUCCCAAGCUUAUCCUGAAUAUUUGAUCAUGUUUAAGUAACACAUCUAUGCACCGACAUUACAAAAACAAAAAGCAGAAUCUUUAACACUGCCUCAGAACACUUUAGUCUGCACUUUUGAUUUGACUACUUUGACUGUAGAUGCUUGUUUUUAACUCAAAGCUGUCCUGUAAGGUAAGAGUGAUUUCCUGGAUUACAAACAACAAGUAUUGAUCAGAGGUUUCUUUUGAAAGUGUUAACCAUGCAGUGCCUUUAAUGAAUGUAGUGAACUAUGCAGAAUCAAACAAUGUAAAAAUUUGUUUUACCUUUAAUCUAAACAUGGUACUUACACUGAACAAUGAAAUCAGAGUCUACAGGGAGGCUGUAAGGCUUUUGGAAAGUACCUGCUCACUUCCAACAAGCCAUAUGAUGCAGUUUUUUAUUUUUAUUUUUUUUAUCAGGUUUACAAUUGCUUUGGCUUUUAAAAAAAAAAGAAAUUGAAAGUUAAAUGCCAGUCUGCACAAAUAAAAGUUAAGGGAAGCACA
Messenger RNA from Xyrichtys novacula (pearly razorfish), 10778 nucleotides. NCBI's taxonomy places the organism in Eukaryota, Metazoa, Chordata, Actinopteri, Labriformes, Labridae. The record is from the annotation of a GenBank genome assembly.